Molecule: messenger RNA, 1535 nt
Organism: Anopheles stephensi (Asian malaria mosquito)
Lineage: Eukaryota; Metazoa; Arthropoda; Insecta; Diptera; Culicidae
Product: ketimine reductase mu-crystallin
Exons: 3
Coding region: 16-1221 (401 amino acids)
Cellular component (GO): cytoplasm
Molecular function (GO): hormone binding
Source: RefSeq, a predicted model, not a curated record
ACAGCUAAUAAGUCUAUGCCAGCGAUCUAUCGCUUCACGCAGCAUCCAGUUCCGAGUGGUUAUAAGAAGAAGAAAGAAGCUCGCAAGAAAACACAUAACAAAGCAGCAACAAUGAGUAAGAACGCAGCGACAAACACACGAUCACGGCCCGUUUUUAUCGAUGAGGAUCAGGUGAAACAGUUGCUGGAUUGGAAUGAGGCCCGAUACGCCCUCGAGCAGGCGUUUGUGUCCGUUUCGAAUCAGGCGCGGGAGUCGGUGGCUCGUUUCGCUGAUCAGCCGGUCAGUUCGCAGCCAGCGCGAACAUUCGUCCAGGCCGAGGGAGGAGUACUGCUCUGCAUGCCCGGGUUCGUCGGACAGCACCGAGUGAGUUCCGGUUCUUCGGAGAGAGUUUCUACCCUUGCUUGUAAGCUGAUCACCGGCUUCCGGAAGAACGCCUCACUGGGACUGCCCUCGAUCAAUGGGGAAGUGUUUGUGUUCAACAGCACGACCGGCAAGCUGGAAGCGAUCAUUGAAGCUAACCAUCUAACCGGUAUAAGAACGGCCACUGCUUCCCUAGUGGCGACCGACCAUCUCUUUCUGCGGCCUGCCCGUGCCCAUGCCCCGGACGGCACGGUUACCAUCCAGCUCGGAAUUGUUGGCUGUGGUUUCCAGGGUAUGAUGCAUGCGGUCGGGUUCGUCCGCACGCAAUCCGUGGCGCGGGUGCACACGAUACGGCUGUGGAACCGUACGCCAGGGCGUGCAAUCAAGCUGAAGGAAGUCCUUCUCGAGGAGGCAAAGGCUACCGACAGCAAUUAUUCCGUGUUUGUUUGCGAUACGGUGGAGGAUUGCUGCCGGGACUGUGAUGUGAUUGUAACGGCCACAGGAUCGAGCGAACCGCUCGUUUACCGGAGCUUCCUGAAGCCGAACGUUCAUAUCAACGCUGUCGGAGCAGGUGAAUACCAUCAUACCGAGCUGGCACAGGACGUCUAUGACGAGUGUCAGGUGUACAUUGACCAUCAGGAAGGUGCCCGAAAGGAGCUGGCAACCCUUCGCUCCAACAUCGUCGGUGAGGUUGGUGAGGUGAUCCUGCGGGAAAAUCGUGCCGAGGAGAUGAGUCUGCUGCCGAAAUCGGGCGGAAUCAGUGUGUUCCAGUCGCUCGGCAUGGCUACGGAAGAUGUGACCGUGGGAAGGUUGGUCUACGAAAAGUAUCUAAAGGCUCACGGUGAUUCGCAUCGCGAUUGAAGUCAAGCACGGCAAGGUAAGCAAGCUUCCGAUUACAAAAUAUGUUUAUUUAAUACUUCUUGUUCCAAGCUUUCCUCUCGCGGUAAAGGUUUAUCUAAAAAUAUUGUACUUGAUUAUACUUUUGUUCGGUUCGGCAGAUGUGAGGUUUAACAGAGGGAUGCUAGCGCAUUCACACUCUAAAUUAGAUAAAUAUAUUUCAUUUAAAUGCUAUUGAAGAUUCAUGGAAAUUGUAGAGAAAUUGCCUAUAAAAAUAAAGCACCGCCUGUGUCUGGUAGCAGAGCAGCACACACGUCGUUUGCUUAUUUUACAGUAAA